AUGAUAAUGGGUUGUUUUAUCUUUCAAAUAUUUACACACUGUUAUUUUGGGGAGGAAAUGACAAGGAAGAGUUUGUCUAUUGCUGAUGAAAUAUACCAAAUGGACUGGAACACAUUAAGUAUACAAACAAAGCAAAAAUUGAUAAUAAUAAUGAUGAGAACCAGCCGUCCGAUUCAGCUAACUGGCUCUUCAGUUGUUGUCUUAUCAAUAGAAACAUUUUUUAAGGUUUUAAAAGCAUCUUAUUCAUCAUAUAACUUGUUGAGGAAUACUAAUUGA
Messenger RNA from Leptopilina boulardi, 276 nucleotides. RefSeq names its product odorant receptor 22b-like. The transcript has 3 exons. Lineage: Eukaryota; Metazoa; Arthropoda; Insecta; Hymenoptera; Figitidae. Bases 1 to 276 code for a protein of 91 amino acids. Gene Ontology annotation, cellular component: plasma membrane. Gene Ontology annotation, molecular function: odorant binding; olfactory receptor activity. The record is from RefSeq and is a predicted model, not a curated record. Gene Ontology annotation, biological process: sensory perception of smell; detection of chemical stimulus involved in sensory perception of smell.